CGUGAGUCGGAAUGUGAAGCAUGGCUGGUGAAGGCGACAAGAAACCUGUGCUGGAGAUGGUCCAGGCUGAUGGGGCCGACGAGGGGUGUGUGACAUUUGUGCUGCAUGAUGAAGACCAUACACUGGGCAAUUCAGUCAGAUAUAUGAUCAUGAAGACGGUGGAUGUGGAUUUUUGUGGCUACACCAUCACCCAUCCGUCCGAGAGCAAGAUCAACUUUCGCAUUCAAACACGAGGGGGGAUUCCGGCUACCGAGCCGCUGCGCAGGGGCCUGAACGAGCUCAGUGAUGUUUGUCAACAUGUCCUCAACACCUUCCAGGCAAGAGUCAAUGAGUUCAAAGAGAGCGAGGAGCAGCCGAUGGAAUGAAGAACAUCACAUGUGUUUGACUGCGAAGCUGCCAGACACAAUUUCUACAAACAAACUAAAGACAUGUGACCUUGAUAAAUCCCUUUUUUUAUAAUAUAUAUAUAUAUAUACAUAUCUAUGUAUAAUAGUUUGAUCAUGUCACAUUCAAACACUUGUACAGUUUUCUUUUUUCGCAGUAUGUUGGGUGUGAUGUGUGACGCAUGUGUUCGUGGAUUUUUGGAACGAUUGGUGUAAUAAAUUGAAGACAUUAAACUUAGUCAAGGAACAUCA
Anarrhichthys ocellatus (wolf-eel) is the source of this 635-nucleotide messenger RNA. It is a transcript of the gene polr1d, whose product is annotated as RNA polymerase I and III subunit D. NCBI's taxonomy places the organism in Eukaryota, Metazoa, Chordata, Actinopteri, Perciformes, Anarhichadidae. Gene Ontology annotation, molecular function: DNA binding; protein dimerization activity. Bases 21 to 365 code for a protein of 114 amino acids. The record is from RefSeq and is a predicted model, not a curated record. Gene Ontology annotation, biological process: transcription by RNA polymerase III; transcription elongation by RNA polymerase I. The transcript is spliced from 5 exons. Gene Ontology annotation, cellular component: RNA polymerase I complex; RNA polymerase III complex.